This is a messenger RNA of Thamnophis sirtalis, 469 nucleotides long. NCBI's taxonomy places the organism in Eukaryota, Metazoa, Chordata, Lepidosauria, Squamata, Natricidae. The record is from RefSeq and is a predicted model, not a curated record.
AUGGCGGCCGAGCUGAGCGACAUGGCAGAGCCGCCCGCGGUCCCGCCGCCGCCUUCCUCUUCCUCCUCCUCGGCGUCGCCCUCAGGCGGAGGCGCUGCCGAAGAGGCGGCCGAGAGCGAAGCCGCUUCUUCUUCUUCUUCCUCCUCCUCCUCUUCCUCCUCCGCAGCGGGAGCGGAGGCCGAGCCGCCCCCAGCGGCGCUGAACGGCGAAGGGGCGGAAAGCAUGUCGGAGCCCAGCCCGGAGAGCGCCAGCCAGGCCGGAGACGGCGACGACGAAGAGGAGGAGGACGGCGACGACGAGGAGGAGGAAGAAGACGAGGAGGAGGACGGCGACGACGCCGAGGACGAAGAGGAGGACGAGGAGGAAGAGGCCGAGGCCGGCAGCAGCUCCGGCUCCUCCAGCGGUUGCUGCACCGACGACGCCCGCUCGCUCAGCCCCGGCGGCAGCGAGGCCGGCGUCAAGGGCGGUU